AUGGCUGUCAAAGCUGUGGUUAGCUCUACGACCCUUGCGUUGAGAAUCUUCGCACUCUUAUCUUUACUGGGUUCACUAGUGAGAUUGGUUACAAACAGUUUCAUAUUCGGUGAAGAUCACAAAAUAACUUUCAAGGAUAUAACUACGUACAGGUAUGUGUUUUCAGCUGCUGCUAUUGGGGUAUUGUUUACACUAUUGCAGAUACCUUUCGCCAUCUACCACGUUUGCUGGGCGAAGAGGAUGAUACACCCAGAACUUUUGCUCAACUUUGAUUUUUAUGCUGAUAAGAUAAUUAGCAACCUGUUGGCUGCUGGAGUUGGUGCCGGUUUUGCAUAUAGCAUGGAGUUGAAGAAAUUUCUUAGUGGCCUUCUCGAUAGCCUAAUAGUUCUUGGAGUUCCUGAAGCAGAGAAUCUGAAAUCAGAGGCAAGUAAAUUCCUUGACAAGGGGAAUUUUGCCACCAGUCUUCUGCUCAUUGGAUUCAUUUGCGUGGCGGUGCUUUCCGUACUUCCCUCCUCUAUGCCAAGAGAGAAUCGUAGAGGUUUCAUCGGAGGAGAUUCUUCGAAUUAA
Theobroma umbraticum is the source of this 567-nucleotide messenger RNA. The record is from RefSeq and is a predicted model, not a curated record. NCBI's taxonomy places the organism in Eukaryota, Viridiplantae, Streptophyta, Magnoliopsida, Malvales, Malvaceae.